AUGGCUCGAUUUCCUUCUCAACAACAAAGCCGGCCGGUGCAUGCCACCCCGUUCAUGAACCAACCUGCCCCGUCGCCUGACGCCGCCAACUACGACACCGCCAACCCUUCCUACAUCCGCAAGUACCUGCGCACCUACGGCCUCACUCCACCUCGCGCUGAGAGCUACGAGACCCAGAAGACACGAUGCCUGGCCCAGUUGGGACUGAAGAACACCGAAAUCGACAAGUUCCUCUACCUCAGCACUCUUCGCAAGAACAAUGUGCACCUGUUCUACCGUCUGGUGACGGACCACCUCAGGGAGCUCACGCCUCUGAUCUACACCCCGGUUGUCGGCGAGGCCUGCCAACGCUGGUCGGAGAUCUACCAGCAGCCUGAAGGCAUGUAUCUCAGCUGGGAAGACAAGGGCAAUCUGGCCGCAGUGAUCGCCAAUUGGCCUCAGUCGCAUGUGGAGAUCACAUGUAUCACCGAUGGCUCCCGCAUCCUCGGACUGGGAGACCUGGGCAUCAACGGCAUGGGCAUCCCCAUUGGCAAACUGGCCCUGUACACGGCCUGUGCGGGUAUUCGUCCCGAGGCCACCCUGCCUCUGACGCUGGAUCUGGGCACUAGCAACAAGACCCUCCGGGAAGACCCGCUGUACAUGGGCAGCCGCCGCGACAAGCUCCGUCCCGAGGAGGAGCUGGAGUUUAUGGACGAGCUGAUGGCCGCUCUUACCGAGCGCUGGCCGGGUAUCGUCAUCCAAUUCGAGGAUUUCAAGAACCCCUUCCCUGCGCUCGAGCGGUACCAGGGUCUGUACACCUGCUUCAAUGAUGACAUCCAAGGCACUGGCGCCGUCAUCCUGGGUGGCGUUAUCAAUGCCGUCAAGCGUUCUGGUCUCCCUUGCAAGGAUCACCGCGCCGUGUUCCUGGGUGCCGGCAGUGCUGGCGUCGGUGUCGCCAAGCAGAUCGUUGAAUUCUUCAUGCGCGAGGGCAUGACCGAGGACGAGGCCCGUAGCUGUUUCUAUCUGGUCGACACCAAGGGUCUAGUGACCGCUGACCGCGGUGACAAGCUCGCCGACCACAAGGUGUACUUCGCCCGCCAAGACAACAAGGGCGAGCAGUUCAAGACCCUCGAGCAGGUCAUUGACCAUGUCCAGCCCACCAUCCUGAUGGGUCUGUCGACUCUGGGCGGUGUUUUCACUCCCGAGAUCCUGCGCAAGAUGGCCGACUGGAACAAGGCCCCGAUCAUCUUUCCUCUGUCCAACCCCUCGUCCAAGUCCGAGUGCGACUAUGAGACUGCCGUCAAGCACACCGACGGCCGCUGCCUCUUCGCCUCUGGCUCCCCCUUCCCCACCAUGUCCUUCACCAACUCCGCCGGCGAGACCUCCACCUACUACCCCGGCCAAGGCAACAACAUGUACGUCUUCCCGGGUAUCGGCCUGGGCAGCAUCCUCUCCAAGGCCGUGCGCGUCACCGACAACAUGAUCUAUGCCUCCGGCGAGGCCCUCUCCAAGGCCCUGACCGCCGAGGAGAUCGAGCGUGGUCUCCUGUACCCGGACAUCACCCGCAUCCGCCACGUCAGCAUGGUCGUCACCCGCGAGGUGAUGCGCGCCGCCCAGAAAGAUGGCGUCGACCGCGAGACCGCCCUGCGCAAUAUGUCGGAUGCCGACUUGGACUCCUGGAUCAAGGCCCGCAUGUACGACCCGCACACUGAAGUUCGUGCCUUGGAACGCGAGGUUGGCCACCUGCUCUCCAGCCUGGGCACGAUCUCCCCGCCGCUGAGCAACGGCUCCCCCGUUGACGAGAAGAACGCCAAGCUGUAA
Molecule: messenger RNA, 1800 nt
Organism: Penicillium riverlandense
Lineage: Eukaryota; Fungi; Ascomycota; Eurotiomycetes; Eurotiales; Aspergillaceae
Exons: 5
Coding region: 1-1800 (599 amino acids)
Biological process (GO): malate metabolic process; pyruvate metabolic process
Cellular component (GO): mitochondrion
Molecular function (GO): NAD binding; malate dehydrogenase (decarboxylating) (NAD+) activity
Source: RefSeq, a predicted model, not a curated record